AUGUCUGACGAAAAGGAGACCGGCAAGGAGACCGUGGAUUACACCCUGAAUAACCCCGAUACUCUCACCAAGUACAAGACUGCGGCUCAGAUCUCCGAGAAGGUCCUCGCCGAGGUCUCCAAGCUUGUCGUUCCUGGCGCAAAGAUCGUCGACAUCUGCCAGCAGGGUGACAAGCUGAUCGAGGAGGAGGUUGCCAAGGUAUACCGAGGCAAGAAGGUCGUCAAGGGUUUCUCCCACCCCACCACUGUUUCGCCUUCUUCCUAUGUUACCCCAUACACCCCAUUGACAUCCGACGAGGCUGAGGCUGCUACGGAAAUCAAGGCCGGAGAGGCCAUCAAGAUCCAGCUCGGUGCCCAGAUCGACGGAUUUGGCUCCAUUGUUUGCGACACCGUUGUCGCUGCCGAGAAGGCCGACGAGGUCAUCACUGGCAGGACUGCAGAUCUGCUCCUGGCCAACUACUAUGCCAAUGAGCUUCUUCUCCGGCUACUGAUCCCUCCCGGACUGCUGGCCCAGGGUACCGACGAGGAGAAGGCUAAGGCCGCUGCCCAGAAAGCUCCUACCCAAUCCAAGAUCACCAGCCUGCUUGAGAAGGUCACCGAAGCUUACGAGACCCACCUUGUCGAAAGCACCACCUCAUGGCUAUUCGCUCGUAACGAGAUUGAGGGUACCAAGAAGAUUGUGCUUGCCCCUGCCGAAGGCACCAAGGGUGAUGGUGUUCCCGAACUUGGCGAGGUGUGGGGUGUCGAGAUGGGUGUUAGCUUGGGAUCUGGAAAGGUCAAGUCGAUCGACCAGCGAGCUACUCUCCACCGCCGAACCACCCAAACUUACGGUCUUAAGCGUCCUACUUCUCGCAAGGUUCUCUCCGAGGUCCAGAAGAAGUUCGGAACCUUCCCCUUCAGCUUGAGACAGCUGGAGGAUGAGCGUGAUGCCAAGUCUGGAGUUGUGGAGUGUGUCCGUGGCAAUGUUUUCCGUCAGUACGAGAUCAUUGGCGACAAGGAGGACUCCCCCGUCGCUAGGUAUUUGACGACUCUCGCCCUCACCAAGAAUGGUAUCACCAAGCUUGGAGGCCCCCCUCCCCUAGAUCUCUCCAAGGUCCAAUCGGACAAGAAGAUCACGGAUGAGGAAGUGCUCAAGAUUCUUGAACAACCCUUGGCAAGAAACACCGGAAAGAAGAACAAGAAGAAGAAGACCAAGAAGGAAGGUGGCGAGGAAUAA
Clonostachys rhizophaga is the source of this 1215-nucleotide messenger RNA. The record is from the annotation of a GenBank genome assembly. Lineage: Eukaryota; Fungi; Ascomycota; Sordariomycetes; Hypocreales; Bionectriaceae.